AUGUCUACUGCAUCUGCUGAUGAGGUCAUCGCCGAUUGUUCCGAUUUGUCACCGGGAGAUCUGCCGUCAGAGGAAACCGAAGUUCUGGAAACUGUCGACGAUGCGUGGAAGAGUAUCGCUCACGACGAUUCGACUACUCGCGUCGAUUUUGGUAUCUCUGCUAACGAUGUGGAGAAUACUGGAAAACUUCGCAAGGAUAAAGUGAAAUUGAGCGUAAAUGUCGUGUUUCCGAGCAGUUCUGACGGUGGAAGGGCAGACACCGGAGAGUCGGAUCCGGUACCUAAUACAAGUAAUGGUAAUGGAGGUAAGAGCACUUCGGUACUGAAACCGUCGCCUAGCGUGGGGGCUACUCUGGUGAACCAUAUGGAUUCGCCGAAUGGAAGCGGCAGCAGCGAAAAUAGCACCUCUUCCUCACUGAUCGAUGAGGCGUGGGAACUGCUAAGCAAAUCAUAUGUUUACUUCAAAGGACAACGUGUUGGUACAAUUGCAGCCAAUGAUGAUCCCGGCAGCGAGACCUUGAACUAUAAUCAGGUUUUUGUUAGAGACUUUGUUCCUUCUGGGUUGGCUUGCCUGAUGAGAAAUGAUGCUGAUGUGGAAAUAGUGAAAAAUUUUCUGCUGAAGACCCUUCACCUCCAGGGAUGGGAGAAGAGGAUAGAUAACUUUACACUUGGAGAAGGUGUUAUGCCUGCCAGUUUCAAGGUUAUCCAAGACCCUAUCCGCCAGAAGGAGGUUUUACAAGCAGACUUUGGUGGAAGUGCAAUUGGAAGAGUUGCGCCCGUGGAUUCUGGGUUCUGGUGGAUUAUAUUGCUACGUUCGUAUACUAAAUGCACACACGAUUACUCUCUUUCAGAGCUACCAGAAGUGCAGAGAGGAAUCAGACUGAUACUUAACCUGUGUCUGUCGGAUGGAUUUGAUACAUUUCCUACACUCUUAUGUGCAGAUGGAUGCAGCAUGAUUGAUAGGCGAAUGGGGGUUUAUGGUUAUCCCAUUGAGAUCCAAGCACUCUUCUUUUUUGCACUGAGGUGUGCGAGACAAUUGCUUAACAACGAGCAUGAUGGUAAGGAGUUGAUUGAGCGCAUUGAUAAACGGAUUACUGCUCUGAGUUACCAUAUGCAAAAUUACUACUGGCUUGAUUUCACUCAACUCAACAACAUAUAUCGCUAUAAAACUGAGGAAUAUUCUCACACUGCUGUAAACAAAUUCAAUGUCAUUCCUGAAUCCAUCCCGGACUGGGUCUUUGAGUUCAUGCCACUGAAGGGAGGGUAUUUCAUUGGGAAUGUGAGCCCAGCGCGCAUGGAUUUCAGGUGGUUCUUGGUUGGAAACUGCAUUGCUAUUUUGAGCUGUUUAGCAACACCAGCGCAGGCUACAGCAAUUAUGGAUUUGAUCGAGGAGCGCUGGACAGACUUGAUUGGAGAGAUGCCCCUGAAGAUUGCAUAUCCAGCACUUGAAGGACAUGAAUGGAAGAACGUAACCGGCUGUGAUCCAAAGAACACGAGAUGGAGCUAUCACAAUGGUGGUUCUUGGCCAGUUCUUUUGUGGCUACUCACAGCAGCAAGCAUAAAGACUGGAAGGCCUCAAAUUGCUAAGAGAGCGAUAGAGUUGAUUGAACAACGUCUCUCGAAAGAUGGAUGGCCUGAAUAUUAUGAUGGAAUCACUGGCCGGUACAUUGGAAAGCAGGCAAGGAAGCACCAAACAUGGUCGAUUGCAGGAUAUCUGGUUGCUAAGCUAAUGAUAGAGAACCCAUCGAAUCUGCUCAUCAUAUCUCUUGAAGAGGACAAGAAAAUUUCUAAGCCAAGGCUCACCCGUUCUGCCUCAUGGACCUACUAGCUUUCUGCUGAAGAGUCAAAUGGUAAAUAACGGCUCUUCUGAUCGCUUUCAUCCGGGUUCAGUUCAAUAAACGGUAAUCUUCAGAUACAUCUGUUUUCUGACUCAAGUAAACUUUGUUUUUUGUUAAGAUGGAUAUUAGACCAUCUAUGAAAUUAGUUGAUUGAUUCACAGUUUAAAUCUGAAUUCAUAUUAGUGAUGAUUAAUCACAAUGUCUUUGUCA
Salvia hispanica is the source of this 2047-nucleotide messenger RNA. RefSeq names its product putative alkaline/neutral invertase F. Lineage: Eukaryota; Viridiplantae; Streptophyta; Magnoliopsida; Lamiales; Lamiaceae. The record is from RefSeq and is a predicted model, not a curated record. Gene Ontology annotation, molecular function: endo-alpha-N-acetylgalactosaminidase activity; sucrose alpha-glucosidase activity. Gene Ontology annotation, biological process: sucrose catabolic process.